AAAGUUUAGCGUCAAAAUUUUGAACAAACUCGACACUCGACAGCUGAUUAUCAGCUGCUGAUAUUCAGCUGAGAAACAUGGCGAAGCUAACGCACGUAAUGUGGGGUUUAUCUUCAAACUUUGCAGCAAAUCGAUAUUUCUCUCGAUUAUUGGCCUCACCAUUGUACAACGUUUCUAUGGUUGCAUCAUCUCGAGUUUCAACAGAAGCUACUGUUGAGCCUACAGAUGAUUUGAUUAUCAGUGAUAGUUGCGUGAAGCGGUUAAAGGAAAUAGCUGAUGGCGUAUGUUUGAGAAUUACCGUGGAAGGUGGCGGUUGCUCUGGAUUUCAAUAUAAAUUUAAUUUAGAUUCAAACAUACAGGAAGAUGAUAGAAUAUUUCAGAAAGCUGGCACUAAAGUAGUAAUAGACUCAACGUCAUUAGAAUAUGUGAAGGGAUCAACAAUAGAGUUCCAUACAGAAUUGAUACGAUCUGCCUUUAGAAUAACAAAUAAUCCUUUAGCCGAACAAGGGUGUAGUUGUGGUUCUAGCUUUGCUAUUAAAAUAGAGUAGUCAGUAGAUGAUAAUACAUACAUUGUUACAUGCUAAUAAAUUGAUUUAUAAAUUAA
Monomorium pharaonis (pharaoh ant) is the source of this 604-nucleotide messenger RNA. Its product is annotated as iron-sulfur cluster assembly 2 homolog, mitochondrial. NCBI's taxonomy places the organism in Eukaryota, Metazoa, Arthropoda, Insecta, Hymenoptera, Formicidae. Gene Ontology annotation, molecular function: 4 iron, 4 sulfur cluster binding; iron ion binding; 2 iron, 2 sulfur cluster binding. Bases 78 to 548 code for a protein of 156 amino acids. The record is from RefSeq and is a predicted model, not a curated record. Gene Ontology annotation, cellular component: mitochondrion. Gene Ontology annotation, biological process: iron-sulfur cluster assembly. The transcript has 3 exons.